CGCGCGGCCACUGACGACGCAUUGACGAGUUCAACGGCGUUUCCCAUCUCCUCCAAAGUAUCUGUUAUAAUUGACACCUAUCCAUCUGUUGUGUGAGUGUGCAUGGAAAUGGUUAACCGGAUGGUAACAGCGGGUAACUCGGUAACUACAGACGCCACGGGAGCCCGCCCAGGGUACAUAAACAUAGGCGUUGCUGGUCCUGCAGGUGUGCUAAGCUAGCUAUGUAGCUAUACAUGAUCUGAUGGGAGCUGCAUUGCCACGAUACUUUAGUUUUGAUCGAUAAUUGGAUAUUAGAGACUAGUACAAAUCACACACAACACGUCUGCAGUAUGAAGCUAACACGGAAGUUGGUCCUGGCCAAAGCCAAGGCCUCGGAUCUGGACAGUGUCAAGAAACUCAACUGCUGGUAGGUGGGAGGACAGAUGGGUUAGCUAACUAGCCGAUAUGCAACUAUUGGAUGCUAGCUAGCUGACAGUCCCCAUUUCUCUAAUGUGUCCAAUGUUUUCUCUUUCAGGGGCUGCAACUUGACAGACGUGAGUAUGAUUGUGUAUUCUCAAUUUCUAUGUUUGUUUUUUGCUGUUCUGGGUUGACAGAAAAUAAUAAAAAAUUCCCAGUUUAAGUGGUUAGCUAGCUAGCUAACUCAUUAGCUUUAUCUCAACUCUAAAGUUCUCUUCCCUCCCUUCUCUUCCCUCCUCCCUCCCUCCCUCCCUCCCUCCCUCUUUCCUCCCUCCCCUCCCUCUUUCCCCUCCCUCCCCUCCCUCCUUCCCUCCCUCCUUCCUUCCUCCCUCCCUCCCUCCCUUCUCUUCCCUCCCUCCCUCCCUUCUUUCCCUCCCUCCCUCCUUCUUUUCCCUCCCUCCCUCCCUUCUCUUCCCUCCCUCCCUCCUUCUCUUCCCUCCCUCCCCCUUCCCUCCCUCCCUCCCUUCCUUUCUUCCCCCCUCCCUCCCUCCUUCUCUCCCUCCCCUCCCGUCCUUCUCUUCCCUCCCUCCCUCCCUUCUCUUCCCCCCUCCCUCCCUCCCUUCCCUCCCUCCCUCCCUUCUCUUCCUCUCCCUCCCUCCCUUCCUCGCCCUCCUCCCUCCCUUCUCUUCCCUCCCCCUCCCUUCGUCUCCCUCCUCCCUCCCUUCUCUUCCCUCCCUCCCUCCCCCUCUUCUCCCUCCCUCCUCUCCCUCCCUCCUCUUCCCUCCCUCCCUUCCUCCCUCCCUCCUUCCCUCCCCUCCCUCCUCCCCCUCCCUUCUCUUCCCUCGCCCUCCUUCCUCCCUUCUCUUCUCUUCCUCCCUUCUUUCUCUUCCUCCCUUCUCUUCCUCCCUUCUCCCUCCCUUCUCCUCCUCCCCCCUCUCUCUCUCUCUCUCUCUAGAUCUCCAUCUUUACCCAGAUACCCCACAUUGAGGUCCUGACUCUCAGGUUCGCUAUCUACACACCCACACACACACAGGGCUGUUAUGGUGACCGUAUUACCGCCACACCAGCGGUCAUGAGUCAUGAUGACAGUAUGAAAAAUGUGUGCACUCACUAACUGUAAGUCGCUCUGGAUAAGAGCAUCUGCUAAAUGACUAAAAUGUAAAAAAAUAGUUUUUCCAUGUGACCGUUUAGUCACGGUAAUUAGGCUUCUCUGUAGCUCAGCUGGUAGAGCACGGCGCUUGUAACGCCAAGGUAGUGGGUUCGAUCCCCGGGACCACCCAUACACAAAAAUGUAUGCACGCAUGACUGUAAGUCGCUUUGGAUAAAAGCGUCUGCUAAAUGGCAUAUUAUUAUUAUUAUUAUUACUGAUGCUGCUGCUGGUCAUUAGUAGCCUACCAAACUUGCUAACUGCCUGGUACUCAGCACUCUAUUGUCCCUCUAAUCACUGACAUCAAUGCAAAUGUAAUCGAAAAUCUACUCAAACACUUCAUGAGAGCCCAUGAGCUCAUGUUGCGCAAUAUUUCUACAGGCUAUGGAGUAGCGGGAGGAAACAGAGUGAUGGCCUCUUAAAAAGAGGAGGAUCCCAUCAGCUUUCUAUUGGCUAUGGAGUAGCGGGAGGAAACAGAGUGAUGGCCUCUAUUAAAAAGAGGAGGAUCCCAUCAGCUUUCUAUAGGCUAUGGAGUAGCGGGAGAAAACAGAGUGAUGGCCUCUAUUAAAAAGAGGAGGAUCCCAUCAGCUUUCUAUAGGCUAUGGAGUAGCGGGAGGAAACAGAGUGAUGGCCUCUAUUAAAAGAGGAGGAUCCCAUCAGCUUUCUAUAGGCUAUGGAGUAGCGGGAGGAAACAGAGUGAUGGCCUCUAUUAAAAAGAGGAGGAUCCCAUCAGCUUUCUAUAGGCUAUGGAGUAGCGGGAGGAAACAGAGUGAUGGCCUCUAUUAAAAAGAGGAGGAUCCCAUCAGCUUUCUAUAGGCUAUGGAGUAGCGGGAGGAAACAGAGUGAUGGCCUCUAUUAAAAAGAGGAGGAUCCCAUCAGCUUUCUAUAGGCUAUGGAGUAGCGGGAGGAAACAGAGUGAUGGCCUCUAUUAAAAAGAGGAGGAUCCCAUCAGCUUUCUAUAGGCUAUGGAGUAGCGGGAGGAAACAGAGUGAUGGCCUCUAUUAAAAAGAGGAGGAUCCCAUCAGCUUUCUAUUGGCUAGGCAUACUAUAUUUAUUUCUCAACUUUCCUAAUAUUAAGCACAUUGCUUCUCUUUACAACAGGAGUAUAGCCUACCCGGCUGGCAUGAAAAUGAAUCAUGGGAAAAGCGUCCUCCAUUCGCUAUUUAAGUGCAUAGAUGUAUUUCUUUCAUGUAUUUCUUUCCCCUGCCCCUGUUUCGAGACAGGUGCAUGAUAAUGGUCCAUUCUAAAUCAAAACAAAUGUCACACAUGUAUUAUUUAGUAUAUGUAAAGAUUAAAUCAAGAAUAGUCUGAUGGGUGACAAUAUUAGCCUGUCGCUUGUGAAUUAUAUAUUAUCACUUGUGAAUGAUACCCAGCUUAAGGCAAGAAACAAAGCCUUUUUUUGCCAACUUUUUAGAAUCAUAGUCGCACACCUCAUGUAGCCUAGCCCAUAGUCCUAUAUGUUUUGAUAAGGUUUGUUUUACAACUAAAGUGGCCAAAUAACUUCUUAAAAUGAAGCACAUUAAUCUGCUUUACAAGGGGUUUAGAGCCUAACUGGCAUACAUACACAGCGCGUGAGUUUAAAGUUUGGGGAAGAUAAUUUUCACCAUAAAAAUGCACAUUUAUAAUAAAAGCAUUACAUGCAUAAUUGCAUUUGCGGUCACUUUUGAUAAUGGUGUUUUUCCCGCUAAUGGAACAUUCCCGCUUAUAGCCUACUGCCGUGUGCGCAUUGCUGAGCUUAUAAUGUGAAGAAAUUGCCUAAUAGUUUAUAAACAUUUUAAACUAAACGUUCUGAUUUGUUGGGUCAGCCACAUUGCGUAAAAAAUGUUUUUUUGAUGCUAGUGGUUGUAUUAAUUUGGGCUCUAUUGCAUCCCACAACUGUCCCAGACUAUGUUUGGAAUAUUUAUUUCUCUCACAGAAUAGAACAGGUCGACUUUUGUACUAUGGGGAUAGUAGAUUGACAUUGGCUAGUGCUUUUGCUGUUCGUUAGGCCGACUCAGCUUGUUGGCUGACGAAAAGUAAAUGUGGACAGUUCUUCCAAUAUCUUCAAUAUCUGCCUCGGAAUUGGAUAAGGACGCACGCAGUUGUGUCUGUGUUCACUUGUAGCGUGUGAGAAAGACCCGAUCACGUGAUGGAGAGCCAUGUGAGUGAGAGGUGCUUCGGCAUGCAGCCGGGAGAAGGGAAUUAUAAUUAUUAUAUUCAGCCCAAGGGCACAACAGCCACUGGCCGCAAAAGGCAUGGAUAUUUUUAGGGGGCAUUACGGCCACACAAAGGGGAUGCCGCCGGGAAAUUGGAGGCAUUAUCAAGUGCUUGUCAAAUUGUGAAUGAGAGACUGAUGAAGUGUGUGCAGCCUGCGCAAAAAACUUAGCAGAGCUCAUGCCUUUCAUGCAACUUUUUUCAAAUCAUCAUUAGUCGCAUCAUGCAGCCAUAUAAUGUAUUAAAAAUCGAAACAUAUAGAACAACUAAAGUUACAUAAAUAACUAAAUUAAGCAUAUAGGAGGACCUGUUUCUUUGUUAACCGCUCAACACAGAAUAGCCGCAUGUGCGCACUUCCUCAAAUCAUUUGGAGAAAAUAUCCUUUCUAUUUUAUUCAGCUUUGUUCAAUUGUAUUCUUCAUACUAUAAAAUAAUAUAAAAUAAAGCCACGGAAUUCUAAGCUAAUCUUGUCUGCUAAAUGAACUAGUGUAGCCCACAGCCAUAAGGCAUAGCCAGAUCAGGACCUAACAUAAGGACAACUCAGAGGAUGCUAUUCUGCUCUUCUCAUUUAGACUAAUUAACGGUCAAUUACCAUGAGACCACCAGUUAUUUGCUUGACCAAUCACCGGCUGACAGAAUGUCAUGACCGCCACGGCCCUACACACACACACUGUGCGCUGUUUGAGAGGAGAGCAGGUUUAGUUGUACUGUGUACACUACGUUGUAUGCUGUGCAUAUGAUAAAUCAACUUUGACCUGCAUUAACCAGGUCCUCUCUCUCUCCAGUGUGAACUCCAUCUUGUCCCUGUCAUCUCUGUCGGGGUGUGUGUGUCUGAGUGAGUUGUACCUCAGACGGAACCUCAUCCCUUCUCUCUCAGAGCUCUCCCAUCUCCGCCCCCUCACACGCCUACGAGUGCUCUGGUUGGCUGAGAACCCAUGCUGCGGAACAGACCCCAGCCAAUACCGUCUCAACGUGCUGCGAAGCUUGCCACACCUACACAAACUGGACAACCAGGGUCAGUGAUCUUCAGCUGGGACAAUGAUGUUUGUGUUUUGGGGAAGGAUGCUGCUAGGACUUAUAUCCUACAGCAUAACCAUAGGGCUCCAUUUGGUGUUUUGGGCCGUUGCUACUGUGUGUGAAGUGACGUGUGUGUGUGUGUGUGUGUGUGUCCAGUGGUGACAGAGGAGGAGCUUGCUCUCGCUCGAAAGGAGGGAGAGGAGAUAACCACACCCCCUGCCGCCGCCCAGAACCAGUUCUCGACCAGUGGCCAGCCAGAGAACAUCAGCUCCACCAAUGGACAGACAGAGGCGGAGUCAGAGAACGACCCCCUCAACUACAGUAUGGAGGAGACCAAGUAAGACCCGCUCCCUUUAAACGUACAAACACACACACACACCCCAUUAACCCUAACCCUGUCUCCUAACCAUCUACAGUAAGAUCCGGGAGCAGUUGGGGAUGAAGCCUAUUCCUAGGGACAAGUUCCCCUCCCUCUCCUCCCAAUCACCUCGACCUGCAGCUAGGAAGGUAACAGACACUCCUCUACUAUCCAGACACUCCUCUACUAUCCAGACACUCCUCUACCAUCCACUCUACCAUCCAGACCCCCCCAGACCUCCUCUACUAUCCAGACACUCCUCUACCAUCCAGACACUCCUCUACUAUCCAGACACUCCUCUACCAUCCAGACACUCCUCUACCAUCCAGACACUCCUCUACUAUCCAGACACUCCUCUACCAUCCAGACACUCCUCUACCAUCCAGACACUCCUCUACUAUCCAGACACUCCUCUACCAACCAGACACUUCUCUACCAUCCAGACACUCCUCUACUAUCCAGACACUCCUCUACCAUCCAGACACUCCUCUACUAUCCAGACACUCCUCUACCAUCCAGACACUCCUCUACUAUCCAGACACUCCUCUACCAUCCAGACACUCCUCUACUAUCCAGACACUCCUCUACCAUCCAGACACUCCUCUACUAUCCAGACACUCCUCUACUAUCCAGACACUCCUCUACCAACCAGACACUCCUCUACCAUCCAGACACUCCUCUACUAUCCAGACACUCCUCUACCAACCAGACACUCCUCUACCAUCCAGACACUCCUCUACUAUCCAGACACUCCUCUACCAUCCAGACACUCCUCUACCAUCCAGACACUCCUCUACUAUCCAGACACUCCUCUACUAUCCAGACACUCCUCUACCAUCCAGACACUCCUCUACUACACUCCUCUACCAUCCAGACACUCCUCUACCAUCCAGACACUCCUCUACCAUCCAGACACUCCUCUACCAUCCAGACACUCCCAUCCAGACACUCCUCUACCAUCCAGACACUCCUCUACCAUCCAGACACUCCUCUACUACACUCCUCUACCAUCCAGACACUCCUCUACUAUCCAGACACUCCUCUACCAUCCAGACACUCCUCUACUACACUCCUCUACCAUCCAGACACUCCUCUACUACACUCCUCUACCAUCCAGACACUCCUCUACCAUCCAGACACUCCUCUACUAUCCAGACACUCCUCUACCAUCCAGACACUCCUCUACUAUCCAGACACUCCUCUACCAUCCAGACACUCCUCUACUACACUCCUCUACCAUCCAGACACUCCUCUACCAUCCAGACACUCCUCUACUACACUCCUCUACCAUCCAGACACUCCUCUACUACACUCCUCUACUAUCCAGACACUCCUCUACCAUCCAGACACUCCUCUACCAUCCAGACACUCCUCUACCAUCCAGACACUCCUCUACUAUCCAGACACUCCUCUACUACACUCCUCUACCAUCCAGACACUCCUCUACCAUCCAGACACUCCUCUACCAUCCAGACACUCCUCUACCAUCCAGACACUCCUCUACCAUCCAGACACUCCUCUACUAUCCAGACACUCCUCUACCAUCCAGACACUCCUCUACUACACUCCUCUACCAUCCAGACACUCCUCUACCAUCCAGACACUCCUCUACCAUCCAGACACUCCUCUACUAUCCAGACACUCCUCUACCAUCCAGACACUCCUCUACCAUCCAGACACUCCUCUACCAUCCAGACACUCCUCUACCAUCCAGACACUCCUCUACCAUCCAGACACUCCUCUACUAUCCAGACACUCCUCUACUAUCCAGACACUCCUCUACUACACUCCUCUACCAUCCAGACACUCCUCUACUAUCCAGACACUCCUCUACUACACUCCUCUACCAUCCAGACACUCCUCUACCAUCCAGACACUCCUCUACCAUCCAGACACUCCUCUACCAUCCAGACACUCCUCUACCAUCCAGACACUCCUCUACCAUCAAGACACUCCACUACCGUCCAGACACUCCUCUACUAUCCAGACACUCCUCUACCAUCCAGACACUCCUCUACCAUCCAUACACUCCUCUACUAUCCAGACACUCCUCUACCAUCCAGACACUCCUCUACCAUCCAGACACUCCUCUACAAUCCAGACACUCCUCUACAAUCCAGACACUCCUCUACUAUCCAGACACUCCUCUACUAUCCAGACACUCCUCUACUACACUCCUCUACCAUCCAUACACUCCUCUACUAUCCAGACACUCCUCUACCAUCCAGACACUCCUCUACUAUCCAGACACGCCUCUACAAUCCAGACACUCCUCUACUAUCCAGACACUCCUCUACCAUCCAGACACUCCUCUACCAUCCAGACACUCCUCUACUAUCCAGACACUCCUCUACCAUCCAGACACUCCUCUACCAUCCAGACACUCCUCUACUAUCCAGACACUCCUCUACCAUCCAGACACUCCUCUACUAUCCAGACACUCCUCUACUAUCCAGACACUCCUCUACUACACUCCUCUACCAUCCAGACACUCCUCUACUAUCCAGACACUCCUCUACCAUCCAGACACUCCUCUACUAUCCAGACACUCCUCUACUAUCCAGACACUCCUCUACUACACUCCUCUACCAUCCAGACACUCCUCUACCAUCCAGACACUCCUCUACUAUCCAGACACUCCUCUACCAUCCAGACACUCCUCUACCAUCCAGACACUGCUCUACUAUCCAGACACUCCUCUACCAUCCAGACACUCCUCUACUAUCCAGACACUCCUCUACUAUCCAGACACUCCUCUACUACACUCCUCUACCAUCCAGACACUCCUGUACCAUCCAGACACUCCUCUACCAUCCAGACACUCCUCUACCAUCCAGACACUCCUCUACCAUCCAGACACUCCUCUACUAUCCAGACACUCCUCUACCAUCCAGACACUCCUCUACUACACUCCUCUACCAUCCAGACACUCCUCUACCAUCCAGACACUCCUCUACUAUCCAGACACUCCUCUACUAUCCAGACACUCCUCUACCAUCCAGACACUCCUCUACCAUCCAGACACUCCUCUACAAUCCAGACACUCCUCUACAAUCCAGACACUCCUCUACUAUCCAGACACUCCUCUACCAUCCAGACACUCCUCUACCAUCCAGACACUCCUCUACUAUCCAGACACUCCUCUACUACACUCCUCUACCAUCCAUACACUCCUCUACUAUCCAGACACUCCUCUACCAUCCAGACACUCCUCUACUAUCCAGACACGCCUCUACAAUCCAGACACUCCUCUACUAUCCAGACACUCCUCUACCAUCCAGACACUCCUCUACUAUCCAGACACUCCUCUACCAUCCAGACACUCCUCUACCAUCCAGACACUCCUCUACCAUCCAGACACUCCUCUACCAUCCAGACACUCCUCUACCAUCCAGACACUCCUCUACUAUCCAGACACUCCUCUACUAUCCAGACACUCCUCUACCAUCCAGACACUCCUCUACUAUCCAGACACUCCUCUACUAUCCAGACACUCCUCUACUACACUCCUCUACCAUCCAGACACUCCUCUACUAUCCAGACACUCCUCUACCAUCCAGACACUCCUCUACUAUCCAGACACUCCUCUACUAUCCAGACACUCCUCUACUACACUCCUCUACCAUCCAGACACUCCUCUACCAUCCAGACACUCCUCUACCAUCCAGACACUCCUCUACUAUCCAGACACUCCUCUACCAUCCAGACACUCCUCUACUAUCCAGACACUCCUCUACUAUCCAGACACUCCUCUACCAUCCAGACACUCCUCUACUACACUCCUCUACCAUCCAGACACUCCUCUACCAUCCAGACACUCCUCUACCAUCCAGACACUCCUCUACUAUCCAGACACUCCUCUACCAUCCAGACACUCCUCUACUAUCCAGACACUCCUCUACUAUCCAGACACUCCUCUACCAUCCAGACACUCCUCUACUAUCCAGACACUCCUCUACUAUCCAGACACUCCUCUACUACACUCCUCUACCAUCCAGACACUGCUCUACUAUCCAGACACUCCUCUACCAUCCAGACACUCCUCUACUAUCCAGACACUCCUCUACUACACUCCUCUACCAUCCAGACACUCCUCUACCAUCCAGACACUCCUCUACCAUCCAGACACUCCUCUACCAUCCAGACACUCCUCUACCAUCCAGACACUCCUCUACCAUCCAGACACUAACUGUGUGGUGAUUGGGUCUUCCAUCCAUACUGUGUGGUGAUUGGGUCUUCCAUUCAUACUAUGUGGUGAUUGGGUCUUCCAUCCAUACUAUGUGGUGAUUGGGUCUUCCAUCCAUACUGUGUGGUGAUUGGGUCUUCCAUCCAUACUAUGUGGUGAUUGGGUCUUCCAUCCAUACUAUGUGGUGAUUGGGUCUUCCAUCCAUACUGUGUGGUGAUUGGGUCUUCCAUCCAUACUGUGUGGUGAUUGGGUCUUCCAUCCAUACUGUGUGGUGAUUGGGUCUUCCAUCCAUACUGUGUGGUGAUUGGGUCUUCCAUCCAUCCAUACUGUGUGGUGAUUGGUCUGUGGCUUCGUGUGUGUUUCCAGUCCCACACUCUGGAGGCAGUGCUGAUGCUGUUGGAAGAUCUGGAGGAGGAGGAGCUACGCAUCGUUCACACGGCAACCCAAAACAGACAGCUCCGAGCACACACACACCUCAAGCUUACACACACACAACCUGAGCUUACACACACACUACAGGGAGAGACAACCACUGACACACACACACUGCAGGGAGAUAGAACCAUCGACACACACACACUGACAAUCUGCAGGGAGAGAACGCCCGACGUCGAGGGCUGACACACACACACACACACCUAUCGACUUAACACUAACACACAAUCACACAACACUGAGGUAGACACACAAGUCACGUUUGUGGUCAGCGACCAGAGGGAGACAUGCUCCCCCUAGGGACAGAUCCAGCUUCCCCUUCCCCAAUCCCAA
This is a messenger RNA of Coregonus sp. 'balchen', 10064 nucleotides long. The record is from the annotation of a GenBank genome assembly. Lineage: Eukaryota; Metazoa; Chordata; Actinopteri; Salmoniformes; Salmonidae.